AUGAAAGACAAUUUCGAAGCUAAUAAUGCCUACUACAUUUGGAUGGAAGCAAUUGCUUUCUCGAUGCAACGAACAAAUGGCAAUUUCGGAUUUCGCGUGAAAGAAAUCCCUGCAACUUGGUUUGUUGACUUGACAGAAGGAAAAGCAGGAGAGGAGGAUAUUGAUUGCAUUUGGGGUAUCCUUGACCGUGUUUGUCUACUGGUCCUAUUGCAGAUUUGGAAUACCAGUGAAAGUGAGGAUCUAAAGGUGUUAGUGAUCGUAUCUCGGCCGCCAGUGAAAGUGUUCAUAUGCGAUGAUUGGCUCAUGCCACACCCGGCAGCCCAACUGAAGUUUCCAUAUUAUUGGGAUGAGAAGUGUUACCAGGCACCACCGGUGAAAGAUGAGCUUAAACAUUUGAAGGCUGAAUUGUGA
Fraxinus pennsylvanica is the source of this 411-nucleotide messenger RNA. NCBI's taxonomy places the organism in Eukaryota, Viridiplantae, Streptophyta, Magnoliopsida, Lamiales, Oleaceae. The record is from the annotation of a GenBank genome assembly.